AUGAUCGCAUUUGAUAAAUUGGUUGAUUAUAAGAGUGACUUUAAGGUGGAUACUGGAAAGUUCCGUGUUCUUCCAAGCCAGUCCACCGUCGAGGAGGUUGCCAAGAAGUUGGAAUCACUCAAUCACAAGGCAACAAUUGUCAAAGAUGAAGCCGCUGCCCUCGCACUCAUCAAAACCCUAAUUCCAAAUGGUGCCUCUGUUAUGAACGCUGGUUCAGUAUCCCUUUCUGAGAUUGGUUGGAUUGAUUACCUCAAGGGUAGCCACCCAUGGAAGAACUUGCAUCAUGAUAUCCUGGAGGAGAAGGAUCCAGCCAAGCAGGCGGAGCUCCGUCGUCACUCAAUGUCAGCUGACUACUUUGUAUCGAGUGUUUCGGCCGUGUCAAAGGAUGGCGCCAUCUAUGUGUGUGACGCCAGUGGAUCAAGAGUAGGAGGCUUCUCCUUUGCUGCCAAGAACAUCAUCUUGGUGGUUGGCACUCACAAGAUCGUUGAGAAUGACAAGGAUGGUCACUCCAGAGUAUGGGACUUCUGUUUGCCAUCCGAGUCAGUGCGCGCUCACGUUGCCUACAAAGUACCAGGCAGCCAAGUCCAGAACAUGUUGCGUAUUGCCAACAGCAAUGUACCAGGCAGGAUCCAUGUCAUCUUUGUACCAAAGAUGCUCGGAUAUUAG
Acytostelium subglobosum LB1 is the source of this 666-nucleotide messenger RNA. RefSeq lists its product as hypothetical. The record is from RefSeq and is a predicted model, not a curated record. The coding region runs from base 1 to 666 and encodes 221 amino acids. Lineage: Eukaryota; Evosea; Eumycetozoa; Acytosteliales; Acytosteliaceae. The transcript has 2 exons.